AUGGGCCGCUUAAAUUUAACAGCACUCAACGUCCGCAAAACCGCUUUGGCGAAAUUCAAGACGAAACAGAUCCCAUACACUCCAGGAUGGACCGAUAUCAUGAGAGACGUUCCUCCAGCGCAGAUUCUGAUCCGGCAACAGGCCGCUCAGCAUCCCUUGACAAAAACACGCACUCGAACUCUCCCUAAUGGGAAAACAGAGCAAUAUACGCAAAUAGUGGAACCAAAGAGACCCAAAUCCGCCAAGGCCGGGCGUCUAUUCUCACCUACACACUUGAAGUACGAGGAGGAUGCUUUACGGAGAAGAUUUUACAGCGACCACCCAUGGGAACUGGCGCGGCCGCGAGUCGUCCUCGAAACAUCAGGAGAUCAGCACAAGGACGCCGAUUGGUCAAAGGGUUUGAUACAGCCAGGAAUCCCAUUGUCCGGCGAGUCCGUUGUGCAAAGACAGCUAUGGCUACUUGAGAACGUCCCGGAUAUCACUGUUCCUCAAUCUUAUGACAUCGCACGAAAGGAGUUCUACACGUUGCGCCGACAACAAGAAACGAGAGACAGAAUUGCGGCCGAGGAAGCAAGGCAUAUGGGCGCAGAAUUCGGAAAGACGGCUAUCCAAAUCGGCAUGAAGAUUGAGAACGAGGCGUACAACGAUUGGGAAGCGUGGGCUCGCCAGGUGAUGAACGAGCAGACACAGAGAAAUGCUGCAUUUGAGGGGACGACGACAGCUGCUGAAGAUCAAGCGCUGAGGGAGGCUACCCGGCUCGCCGGAGAUGGAAUCAAGCCGCCUGGCGUUGGAGCCGCUGUCUUUGCGCAGCAGGCAAAAAUGGAUUCUCGCACCAACCGGCGGUCUGAAAACCCUGUAUAG
Messenger RNA from Rhinocladiella mackenziei CBS 650.93, 861 nucleotides. RefSeq lists its product as uncharacterized. Gene Ontology annotation, cellular component: mitochondrial small ribosomal subunit. Bases 1 to 861 code for a protein of 286 amino acids. Gene Ontology annotation, molecular function: structural constituent of ribosome. The transcript has a single exon. The record is from RefSeq and is a predicted model, not a curated record. NCBI's taxonomy places the organism in Eukaryota, Fungi, Ascomycota, Eurotiomycetes, Chaetothyriales, Herpotrichiellaceae.